CCGCAGGGAUGGACCUUUCGGCCAACCAAGAUGAGGAGGGUGACCAGGAGACCUACCAGCUCGAGAUCAACAAGGACACCAAGAAAUGCGCCUUCAGGACCUACACUGGGAAGUACUGGACCCUCACCUCCAACGGGGGCAUCCAGUCCACCGCCUCCACAAAGAACGCGAGCUGCUAUUUCGACAUCGAGUGGUGCGACAAGCGCAUCACCCUGAAAGCUGCCAAUGGCAAGUACGUGACGGCCAAGAAGAAUGGGCAGCUGGCGGCCUCCAUGGAGACAGCAGGCGAGACGGAGCAUUUCGUGAUGAAGCUGAUCAACAGGCCCAUCAUCGUCCUCCGCGGCGAGCACGGCUUCAUCGGGUGCCGGAAGGUGACCGGCACCCUGGACUCCAACCGCUCCUCCUACGACGUCUUCCAGCUGGAGUUCAACGACGGGGCCUACAACAUCAAGGAUGCCACUGGGAAGUACUGGAUGGUGGGGAGCGAGUCGUCCGUCACCAGCAGCAGCGACACCCCCGUGGACUUCUUUUUUGAGUUCUGCGACUAUAACAAAGUGGCUAUCAAAAUCAAUGGCAAAUACCUGAAGGGCGACCAUGCCGGGGUCCUCAAGGCAUCCGCCGACGCCAUUGACGCCUCCACCCUCUGGGAAUAUUAA
Leptosomus discolor (cuckoo roller) is the source of this 656-nucleotide messenger RNA. The record is from RefSeq and is a predicted model, not a curated record. NCBI's taxonomy places the organism in Eukaryota, Metazoa, Chordata, Aves, Leptosomiformes, Leptosomidae.